CAUUUCACUCCUGACGUAGCACGGAACAGAACCAAUAAUUCGUGGUUCCCCACUGAGAAAAUCCGUGGACCGUUGGCUGCGUAAUAUGUAUGCAUGUUUCAUGAACGUAGAAGAGUUCCAAAGGUAACAGAGGGAGAGAUAAGACCUUAUCUGGACAUGGCGGCAACGUCCGAGAGCGACGGUGAUUUCGAGAGUGCUGACGAAGAGUUGGGACGUGGUGCGUCCAUCAGAAGAGACACGCGAAUGACCUACUGGACGUCACCGACAACGGUGGACUCCGAGUCGGACGACGACACCGAGUACGUUCAACGUAUGCCUUGCAGGAGUUCGAGUUCGCAGAAAAAAAACGAAGUCUGGAUAACGAAUUUGCCAGAUGUGCCGAUGAGUUCUAUGACAGUUAGCGAUAAGGAUAGUAAGGCUGAUAGCGGUGUCAAAGUUGAAAGUAACGUACACGAGGGAAGGUCAGCUGAUUGUGCGGAAAAGACUACCGAUGAUAAGCAAGAAGACGCGUCUGUCUCGGUCGAAGCUAGCGGAUCAUCUGUAUCAACCUCUGCGAUGGAAAAAAAAGACUUGAAUCCUGUACUAGGGAGUAGCAAGAUUGCGAAGUCGAAAGAUACUGUAUCUAAAGCAGAAGCCGCAAGAUCUGAGGAAGUCUCUCGAACGCCGCGACAGAAUCCAACCCGUCAAUCGAAUGUGAAGAAAUUAGGAACUAAAAUUGCUAAACAACAUAAUGAAUUUCUUGUUACAGAUGAUGUAACUGCAAAACGAGAUGAGCAUUCAAUCGAGAAUUUAAAUAAGGAAUCUUUACAGUCUGAAAUCAAGGAUGCGGAAUGUAGAUUGCAAGAGAAAUCUGAAAACCGACCGACGGACAAUCGACCUGAAUCACAAAGUACAGAUAAUGUAGAGAAUUUGCAGGAAGUAGACAUGCCCGAGGAACUAAAGUCGAAUAAGAAAUUUAAAGAAGUUUUCCAGCCCGAGGGUUGGGAAGGCCUUGGAAGUGACAUUGAAUUACCCGAUGAGUUGACGGAAGAGAAAUUACAACCCAUAUUGGAGAGACUCAGCUUAGUGAACAAAGAGCCGGAAAGUUCUUUGGAAAGCUGGAGCAACUGGGGAAACUGGGGUGUAACCUCAUUGAUCAAUACCGCCACCGCGGGUGUAUCAACUUUAACCAGCCACGUGUCCCAAGGACUAACACUUUUCGAUAAUACAUCGGAAGCGGCAGAGCCUACGGAAAUGACAAGUGCGAAACAAGAUGCUACACCUGGUGAUUCGGAGAUGUCGGAAAGUCAGGAACAAGAAAGCUCGUUAUACAGUUCAUUCGGAUUUGGGAAUAUCAUGUCGGGAAUGUCGUCGAUUACAAAAUUGGUUGAGUUGACCAGUAGUAAAGUUAUGACGGGUGGUUUGGAUACGUUAGAAGCUAUCGGCAAGAAGACAAUGGAGGUGCUGCAGGAUGGUGAUCCAGGAUUGAAGAAGAAAAGAGCCUUCUUCAUGAACGAGACGGACAAGCCGAUUUUAUCGCAGAUUCUCCGAGAGGCGAAGGAAAAGGCUGAGAUUCAGGAAAGAACGAUCGAGGAACGCACGUUAUCCAGGAAGGUGCACUUCGAGACCCUUUUCGACGACUAUCAGGGACUUGUUCAUCUGGAAGCUUUGGAAAUAUUGUCGAAACAAAGCAAUAUGAAGAUUCAGCAACACUUGAUCGAACUUGACGCGAACGAGUUACUUUCCGUGCAGGAGACGUUGGAGGAAAUCAAAGAAUUGUGCGAUCUGGGCGACGAGUGCGAAGAGGAGAGGAGCGAGAAAGAAUUCAAGAACAGAUUAGAGACAUCCUGUCACGAUCUCGGCGUUGACAUCACUUACGAGAAGCUACACGGUGUUUGGACGGAAACGGAGAAUUAUCUCGCGUCAUCUUCGACAUACACGAGUCAGGAGAUUUUUCAGACCGCCGUGUCGACGUUAGCGCAGUUCACGGCAUUUUCCGUAGAGAGGUUUCACAAGACGGCGGAACUGCUGUUGAUCAAAGAACGGCGUAGUACGGUGAACGAGGCCGACGCCUUGGUGGGGCUCGCUAAUAUUUUGUGCGAGCAGAUCAGUUCGUUGGCGAAUUCAUUCUGCGACACGUUGAACCGAUUCACCUCUGAAGCCAUCCCGGAGAGGUCGGAUGACGUCAACGCAAAUAUAACGACGAUUUUCUUAGAAGCUGCUAAUGCAAAUUCGUAUAUUCAGGACGCCUAUAGACUCCUUAUUCCCAUCCUGCAAAUCGGUGCUAUUUGAUAAGGUAUUAUAAAAUGUAAACAUACUUUUUUAUCGCUUAUAUUUAACGAUAUAUUCUCUAGAUUAAAUAUAAUUGCCGAUCGUACGGACAUAGAAAUUGUAUAUUGUUACUGUAUUAUCCCGUUUUGCAAGUGUUUCUGCUUUCUGUUCACUCAAGAUUGCAUUUAUAUCCGAAAAAGGGACCAACUUUAGCUUGAUAUAUUUAUCUAUUUUAGUUUAUAUAUAUACGAUAUUCACGAUAUUCUAUUUAAUUACAAACUCGAGAGAGAGAGAGGGGAAGGGGAGGGUGGGAGAUAGAGAGAGAGAGAGAGAGAGGAAAUGUAUAAAAAUAUAUAACGUUUGACAGACUGAUCGAAUUUCAGUAAAAAAUUAUUUUAAUAUACACUUAAAAGUACUAAUAAUACUAUUACUUUGAAAUAAUUAAACUUUAGAUAUUUAAUAUAGAACAUAAAAGGUAUAAGGAUUUUAAUUACAGAACAUUUGUAACGUAAAAUACAAAUUUCAAUAAAGCUCACCAUAUAUAAAUGUAUGUAUAUAUAUACAUGUAUGUAUAUAUAUACAUGUAUGUAUAUAUGUACAUAUCAACAAUGCGCACAUAAAAAUGAUAAGAAUGUUAUACAUGAUUUCGUGUGUGAUCAAAGUACAGGACAUAUAAAAAUACCUCUCGAGUCUUGUUAUAUCGUUAGUACUAACAAUCCGGCAAAGGAGACUUUACAAUAUAUAUACUGGAUAUGAAUAAUAAGAUGAGAUUUGUGAGGAUAAUAAAGUAAUGUGAAGAUCUCGAGACA
Messenger RNA from Dinoponera quadriceps, 3059 nucleotides. RefSeq names its product protein FAM114A2. Bases 94 to 2271 code for a protein of 725 amino acids. The record is from RefSeq and is a predicted model, not a curated record. NCBI's taxonomy places the organism in Eukaryota, Metazoa, Arthropoda, Insecta, Hymenoptera, Formicidae. The transcript is spliced from 5 exons.